Messenger RNA from Maniola jurtina (meadow brown), 1784 nucleotides. RefSeq names its product dolichol kinase (gene Dolk). Gene Ontology annotation, biological process: dolichyl monophosphate biosynthetic process. Gene Ontology annotation, cellular component: endoplasmic reticulum membrane. The record is from RefSeq and is a predicted model, not a curated record. Gene Ontology annotation, molecular function: dolichol kinase activity. NCBI's taxonomy places the organism in Eukaryota, Metazoa, Arthropoda, Insecta, Lepidoptera, Nymphalidae. The transcript has 9 exons. The coding region runs from base 189 to 1655 and encodes 488 amino acids.
AUGAUUAUAAUUACCCACAGAGUACUUUUGUAAUUACCGAACUAAAAAUAUAGUGCACAGAGUACUUUGUAAAUAUAUGAUAUAUUAUAGUGUGAUCCAGGUACUUACGGAUUAUUUAAAACAAAGUUAGGUAUUUGUGCCUUAUUUUUACUAUCUUCUGCUUCUAAUACUAUGAAGAGCGUAAAGCUAUGAUGAAGAGUGUCACAAAGUUUACUCAGUCAUUGCAAGAUAGGAGCAUGGGACUGAUGAAAACUUUGGAAAGACAUAUUGCUAUAAGCUUAGAAGAGGCUAAUGUAAAACCAAGACCAGCAAACAGUAAUGGGCUAUGGUGCCACAUACUACUACCAGCUGCACUGGCCACUUACAGCUGUUUUGACAAUGUGUCAACCCUAUACAAGAUAACAUCAUGUAUAUCAGUUGGACUGUUCUUCCAUAGUGUACUGUUCAUACUGUUUCUCUCCACAUCAAGUACAGUGUUGAAGGAGCCAGUUUACGCUGGGUGUGUUGCAUCUGGUUUCAUAUCUGCUAUACUACUGUAUGUCUUCUUGCAAACAGACCUUGGGUUUUCUUUGGCAGUCAGUAUAUUAUCCAUAUGUUUAUUUGCUGCCAUGCUGCGAUUGUUCAUAGUGAAGUUUGACAAGACAUUCACUUUAGGAGAAGCUAUGAUAACAGCACAGGCGGUUGUUUUGUUUUUCAUAAUGUCCAUGAUCAGAUUCUUCUUUAAAAUGCGAUCGGAUGAUCAAGAAAUGGAAUUUAUAGGUGUGAUAGUAUAUACUAUAUUAUCAACAGUGGGAUUGAUUGUUACAGUACUGUACUUCCUGACAGACUCUUGGAGGAAUCUUAAGACUCUGGCAUACAUAGUGGCAUCAGCUGUUGUAUUUGUAUUGCUAAUACUGCACGCUGUUCUGGGAAGUAACUGUGUGAAAACCAUCCUUGAUUAUGUGUUUGUGGAGCGGGAUAGGUACAAACUGUUCACAUUCUGGCUAUUUCUCGUGCUAGUAGCGGUGUGCGCGCUACUGGUGCGCACGCGGCUGGCGGUGAAGGCCAGCACAGUGACACGCAAGACCUUCCACGUUCUGGCGUCACUUGUGUUCUUGUCUGGCAUUAUAUACGACGUGUAUCUCAUGACUUUGGCUGCGGGGAUCGGGCUUGGAGUACUUAUAUUUGUAGAGGCCCUACGAAAAUCUGGUAUAGAACCCAUCUCCUCCGCCCUGCAAUCAGCUUUUUUAGUCUACUGUGAUGAAAAAGAUUGUGGAUUAUUUGCAAUGACUCCCCUGUACCUGUACGUCGGUCUGGCAUUCCCUUUACUGCUAGUUCCUAACAGACCAGAUCGCGAGUUGGAGCUAUUGAGCGGAGUUCUGUCUAUCGGAGUGGGAGACACUGCUGCCAGCUGGUUCGGUUCCCACUUUGGCAUCAACAAGUGGUCUGAUAGCAACAGAACCAUGGAGGGUACCGCAUUUAAUAUUCUGUCACAAAUAGGAACUGUAUACGCCUUGCAAUUUUUUGAGCUAUUGGAUAACAAAAACGCGUUGUUACGCUCAGUGUUUGCGGCGACGGUAUCGGGCUUCGUUGAGGCCAAGACUGACCAAGUUGACAACUUGGUGCUCCCCUUAGUUACUAUGAUAGCGCUCCAGACCACUUGGAUACUGCUGUGAUUAUAAUAGAAGUUAUUAUGUUUAUUAAUAUAAUUUAUUAAUUAUUUAGGUAUACAUUGACGCAGAUUCUGUUGUCUUUCUCUAAACUAAAUUUAGAGUAUCUGCGUCCUAAUCCUUUUAAUAUUGUUA